GAUGUUUAGGCUAAAGCUGAAGAAGAAGAAGAAAGCAGAAAAGGGGUUAAUCCUAGCCAACAAGGCUGCGAAAGAUGGUCAAGGUAAAGCAGAAGCACCCCAGGAGGGGCCUUCCCACCAGGAAGGUUCGGGAGAAGAUUGGAUCAGUAAUAAUGCUUCUACCACUCCUGCCCCCUCAGUGCCUCUGACAAGAAGAUCAAAACUGGUGACUAAGAUCCAUGAUGGGGAGGUCAAAUCCCAAAAUUAUCAAAUUGCCAUCACCAUCAUUGAGGCCCGCCAGCUGGUGGGUGAGAACAUUGACCCAAUUGUGAUCAUUGAGAUCGGGGAUGAGAAGAAGCAAAGCACAGUGAAGGAAGGAACCAACAGUCCAUUUUACAAUGAAAACUUUGUCUUCGACUUCAUUGGGCCCCAACUGCAUCUUUUUGACAAGAUCAUCAAAAUCUCUGUCUUUCACCACAAGCUGAUAGGAAGCAUUCUGAUUGGCUCCUUCAAAGUAGACCUGGGGACUGUGUACAACCAACCUGGUCAUCAGUUCUGUGACAAGUGGGCCCUGCUCACGGACCCUGGUGACAUCAGGACUGGCACCAAGGGGUACCUGAAGUGUGACAUCAGCGUGACUGGGAAAGGCGAUGUCUUGAAGACCAACCCCAAAAUCUCUGACGCCGAGGAGCAAAUAGAAAAGAACCUUUUGAUUCCCCAAGGGUUUCCAUCAGAGAGACCCUGGGCCAGAUUCUCCGUGAGACUCUACAAAGCAGAAGGGUUGCCAAAGAUGAACUCCAGCAUAAUGGCAAAUGUCACCAAAGCAUUUGUGGGUGACGGUAAGGACCUCUUGGAUCCCUUCGUGGAGGUCUCCUUCGCUGGACAGACGGGGCGAACCACAGUGCAGAAGAACUGUGCCAACCCUAUGUGGCACGAACAGGUGAUCUUCAAGGAAAUGUUCCCUCCCUUGUGUCGGAGGGUGAAAAUCCAGGUGUGGGAUGAAGGCAGCAUGAACAACGUGAUGCUGGCCACCCAUUUCAUCGACUUGAAGAAGAUCUCCAAUGAACAGGAUGGAGAUAAAGGCUUUCUACCUACCUUCGGACCAGCCUGGAUUAACCUGUAUGGCUCACCGAGGAACCACAGCCUGAUGGACGACUACCAGGAACUGAAUGAAGGCCUUCGGGAAGGCGUGUCGUUCAGGGGCAGACUCCUGGUAGAAAUUGCUGUGGAAAUCCUCUCCGGAGGGCCCCAGGAGUCUAAGUUUUCCAAAGCCCUGAAGGAGCUCAAGUUGUCUUCCAAAGACAAAGACUCCAAAUCUUCCAAAGGAACGAGUAAGGACAAAGGUGACAAAACCGAUGAUGGAAAAUCCCAGCAGGCUACAGAUAAAGCUAAAUCAACUGAGGUCGAGGUGGAAAGUUUCGAUGUGCCCCCAGAGAUUGUACCAGAAAAAUGUGAGGAAUUUUUACUCUUUGGAGCAUUUUUUGAAGCUACCAUGAUUGACCGGAAGAUUGGAGAUAAACCCAUUAGCUUUGAAGUUUCCAUUGGUACUUUCGGGAACCUGAUUGAUGAAGGGUCCCAUCAUGGGGGUAGGAAGAAGUCAACUGAAUUGGCUGAAGAAGACACCCUCCCACUACUGCACGAAGGAGAAAGGGACUCAGCCGAUGCUACCAUCCCGAUGGUCUCCACCACUCACCCAGAGAAGCCACUGGUGACAGAAGGGAACAGGAAUUACAACUAUUUGCCAUUUGAUGCCAGGAAGCCUUGUGUCUACUUCAUCAGCUCAUGGGGAGACCAGACCUUCAGGCUCUACUGGUCCAACAUGCUGGAGAAAAUGGCGGACCUCCUGGAAGAAGGUAUAGAAGAAGUGAGAGAGCUGAUCAAGAUUUCAGAGGAGGUGCCAGAAGAGAAAAUGAAGAUGGUGCUCAGUGACUUUAUCAGUCAAAGCAGUGCCUUUAUCUCUGAAGCAGAAAAAAAACCCAAGAUGUUGAACCAAACUACUUUAGAUAAGAAACGACUUACGCUCUAUUGGCAGGAGCUGGAGGCAAUGACCAAGGAGGCGAAAGGGAUCAUUCAACAACAGCAGAAGUUAUCUCUCGAUGAAAUGAUCAGAAAAGCCCAAACCUUUGUGGAAAAGAUCCACUUUCUUGUUGAAGAGCCACAGCACACCAUCCCUGAUGUCUUCAUUUGGAUGCUGAGCAACAACAAGAGAGUGGCAUAUGCCCGCAUCACCUCCAGAGAUGUGCUCUAUUCCCCCAUCCGGGAGCAGAUGGGCAAACACUGCGGGAAGAUCAAAACUCAUUUCCUCAAACUUCCUGGAAAACGGCCUGCUGGCUGGUCAGUGCAAGCGAAAGUGGAUGUGUACCUGUGGCUGGGUUCCACCAGAUACUCCAGUGCCAUUUUGGACAACUUGCCUACAGGCUAUGAAGUAGAAACAUCCUCCAAAGUGACUGCUGUCAGUCACCCCCCUGACAACCUGCUCUACCAAGGCCAGCAUCUCUUUCAGCUGAGAGCUCACAUGUAUCAGGCCCGGGGCCUCAUCGCAGCUGACAGCAAUGGACUUUCCGACCCCUUUGCCAAAGUCACCUUCCUUUCCCACUGCCAGACCACAAAGGUGAUUUCCGAGACUCUCUCCCCAACCUGGAACCAGAUGCUGCUGUUCAAUGACAUAGUGCUGCACGGAGACCAGAAGGAGCUGGUGGACUCCCCACCCUUAGUGGUGGUGGAGCUCUACGACAGUGACGCAGUGGGGAAGCCAGAAUACUUGGGUGCCACGGUGGCUGCUCCUGUUGUGAAGCUGGCUGACCAGGACUAUGAGCCGCCCCAGUUGAGCUAUCACCCCAUCUUUUGUGGGAACCUCCCCGGAGGGGACCUCCUUGCCGUAUUUGAGCUUCUGGAGGUCCCUCCAUCUGGGCUGCAAGGGCUCCCUCCCGUUGACCCACCUGACGUCACCCAGAUCUACCCGGUUCCUGCCAACAUUCGGCCCGUGCUGAGUAAAUACAGAGUGGAGGUUCUCUUCUGGGGAGUCCGAGAAAUGAAGAAGGUGCAGCUUCUCUCAGUGGAUCGGCCUCAGGUUCUCAUCGAGUGUGGGGGGAAAGGAGUCAAGUCCUGCGUGAUCCAGAGCUACAAGAACAACCCCAACUUCAGCGUCCAGGCAGACACCUUUGAAGUGGAGCUGCCUGAGAACGAGCUUCUGCAUCCGCCCCUGAGCAUCUGCGUGGUGGACUGGAGAGCUUUUGGGAGGAGCACCCUGGUGGGCACUUACACUGUCAAUUGCCUGAAGCAGUUUUUGUGCAAAUCCAGGGAUCCCCCUGCCCUCAUCUCGCAGGUGGACGGAGCCCAAGUUGGGCAAGAUAUUUCAGAUUCACUAACAGCCACUGGGCCCCUCCAGCCUCUCAGCUCCUCUCAGGAGCCCCCGACAUAUCACGUCUAUGUGGAUAUUGAGCCGCCUCCCACAGUCGUGCCUGACUCUGCCCAGGUUCAGCAGGCCAGCCUGGUUGACAUCCCUGAUUCAUCCCUUAACCUGGAGCCUGAACUCAAGUCUGCAGCCCCGAGACCACCCAAAGAUGAAAAAACUGAGGAUGCCAGGAAGCCUUCCCAGAGGUCCACUAAAAGAAAGAAGAGGACCAUAGCUGAUGAGUCUGCUGAAAACGUUAUUGACUGGUGGUCUAAGUAUUACGCGUCCCUGAAGAAAGCACAGAAGGCAAAGGAGAGUAAUCCCAACGAGAAAAAGGGCUAUACCGAGACAAAAACAGACCAGGUGGUGGUAGAUGUAGAAGAUGGCCCAAAGAAGAAAGACAAAAUGCUCAAGAAGCAACACAAAGAAGGUGAAAUCCCCAACCUGGCGGUGUUGCAGAUAUACAAUGGUGAUCUUGAGAGUGAAUUCAACAAUUUUGAAGACUGGGUGAAAACCUUUGAGCUCUUCAGAGGCAAGUCUAUGGAGGAGGACCAAGGCCUUGAUGGAGAUCGAGUCAUAGGAAAGUUUAAGGGCUCCUUCUGCAUCUACAAAAGCCCUGAGGAUUUCAACACCGAGGACGGUGGGCAACUAAGAAUUCAGCAAGGGAUCCCGCCCAACUACCCAGUCAAAGUUCUGAUACGGGUGUACAUUGUGGCGGCCUUUAAUCUUAGUCCAGCUGAUUCAGACGGGAAAUCAGAUCCCUACGUUGUGAUCAGGCUUGGCAAAACCGAAAUCAAAGACCGGGAAAAAUACAUCCCCAAACAACUGAACCCAGUGUUUGGAAGGUCAUUUGAGAUCCAGGCCACGUUCCCGAAGGAGUCUCUGCUCUCCAUCCUAAUCUACGACCAUGACAUGAUUGGGACGGAUGACCUCAUUGGUGAAACCAAGAUCGACCUAGAAAAUCGCUUCUAUAGCAAACACAGAGCCAUCUGUGGCUUGCAGAGCCAGUAUGAGACAGAAGGAUACAAUGCCUGGAGAGACACAUCCAAGCCCACCGAAAUCCUCACCAAGCUCUGCAAAGACAACAAGCUGGAUGGACCCUACUUUCGCCCUGGGAAAAUACACAUAGGAAACCGGGUCUUUUCUGGAAAAACAUCCUUCACGGAAGAGGACGCUGAUGAGAUCGUGGAGUCCUAUGAGCACUUGGCCCUGAAGGUUCUACACUCUUGGGAGGAUAUCCCGGAGGUUGGGUGCAGACUGGUUCCUGAACACAUUGAAACUAGGCCACUGUACCACAAGGAUAAGCCAGGAAUGGAGCAGGGCCGCCUGCAGAUGUGGGUGGACAUGUUUCCCAAGGAUAUGCCUCAGCCUGGACCUCCUGUUGACAUUUCACCAAGGCAACCCAAAGGAUAUGAAUUGAGGGUGAUCAUCUGGAACACAGAAGAUGUCAUUUUAGAGGAUGAGAAUAUCUUCACAGGACAAAAAUCAAGUGAUAUUUAUGUUAAAGGGUGGAUAAAGGGCUUGGAAGACGACAAGCAGGAGACAGACGUGCAUUACAACUCCCUGACAGGAGAGGGGAACUUCAACUGGCGAUUCCUGUUUCCAUUUCACUAUCUCCCGGCUGAGAAGCAAUUGGUCAUUACCAAGAGGGAGAACAUCUUUUCAUUGGAGAAGACGGAGUGUAAGACUCCAGCUGUGCUGGUGCUCCAGGUUUGGGAUUUUGAGAGGCUGUCGUCAGAUGACUUCUUGGGCUCCCUGGAAAUGAACCUCAAUAGUUUCCCUAGAGCAGCCAAGUCUGCCAAAGCCUGCGAUCUCAGCAAGUUUGAAAACGCAAGCGAGGAAAGCAAGAUCUCCAUAUUCCAGCAAAAGCGUGUGCGGGGCUGGUGGCCUUUUGCCAAAAGCAAAGAGCUCACAGGCAAGGUUGAAGCUGAGUUUCACCUAGUUACAGCAGAAGAAGCCAAGAAACAUCCUGUGGGAAAAGCCAGAAAGGAACCAGAACCUCUAGCCAAACCCAACCGUCCAAAUACCUCCUUCUCCUGGUUGAUGAACCCCUUCAAGUGCUUGUACCACCUCAUCUGGAAGAAUUACAAAAAGUACAUCAUCAUCGGCUUCAUUUUGAUCAUCCUCAUCAUCUUCCUGGUCCUCUUCAUCUAUACCUUGCCAGGAGCCAUCAGCCGAAGGAUCGUUGUGGGGUCAUAAAGGACUGUAGAAGUCCUCAAACCCCUUUUUCCUCAUUCCUCUCUUCUUCUUCAUCUGCAAACACCUAAAAGCAAGUACUGUGAGCGGGAGCUGCACUGGGCACUAAGGGGA
Messenger RNA from Trichechus manatus latirostris (Florida manatee), 5683 nucleotides. RefSeq names its product fer-1 like family member 6 (gene FER1L6). Bases 2 to 5572 code for a protein of 1856 amino acids. Gene Ontology annotation, cellular component: membrane. Lineage: Eukaryota; Metazoa; Chordata; Mammalia; Sirenia; Trichechidae. Gene Ontology annotation, biological process: plasma membrane organization. The record is from RefSeq and is a predicted model, not a curated record. The transcript has 40 exons.